AGCUCACGUCCACGAGGAGAGGAAGGCGAAUUAUGCUGACGGUGCGCUCGCUUUCGGCUCUCUCUCCCCUCGGAACAACCCCAAGUUACUAAUUCUUCUUCCUUUUAUUAAUAUAUUUUCAACCGAAAAAGGAAAAAAGGAAAGAUACGAAAGAAGUAUUUGAUUUCCCAGUUUACCCCUGUUGCUUCUCUUAAUUUUCUCUAACGUCCGUCCCUGGAAGCUCAGUCAUCUUUUUCUUCUAGUGUACCGAUCUGGAGUAAUUCAGAAGAAUUCAAGUGAGCACAAAAAAUGCUUUGUAGAAUGGUGCUAAUGCCCCGAAAGAAGAAAGUCGGGUCUGUUCCGGUUUACUUGAAUGUCUAUGACUUGACGCCAAUCAAUGGCUACGCUUAUUGGUUUGGCCUUGGGAUCUAUCAUUCUGGGGUUCAAGUUCAUGGAGUUGAAUAUGGUUUCGGAGCCCAUGAGCAUUCGACAACGGGAAUUUUUGAAGUGGAACCGAGGCAGUGUCCCGGUUUCACGUUUAGGAAAUCUAUUUUGGUUGGAAGGACGGAUUUAGGUCCAAAAGACGUCCGUGCAUUUAUGGAGAAGCUUGCUAGAGAGUACUCUGGAAACACAUACCAUCUUAUCACUAAGAACUGCAACCAUUUUUGCAAUGAUGUGUGUAUCCAAUUGACAGGGAAGCCAAUUCCACGCUGGGUUAAUCGUCUUGCUAGAUUGGGUUUCCUUUGCAACUGUGUUCUCCCAGCAGGGUUGAAUGAGACAAAGGUUCGCCAAGUUAGAACAGAAGGUAAGGUUCAAGAGGUAGCGAAGAAGAAGUUGAGAAGCCAAUCAAGUAGGUUUGUAUCUUCUUCUAAUCCUCUACCUCCUUCAUUGACAUCUUGUCCUCCAGGCUCUGCAAUGAGUAGUAGACAAAGGCGAUGUAUUCCUUCAUCAUCAUCUUUGAUUCAUACUUCUUCAACCUCAAGUUUGAGCUUGAAGCUUUGAGAAAGUUGGACUUAUGGUACAGUUUAAGGUUAUUAAGGUUUGAAAGUCAAGAGUAGAUGAGGUUAACAACUGCAAAUCUUCUCUUCUACCCCCGGUUUUUACUUGGUUUAGCUGACCUUUUUUGAUGGGUGUCGAAACAGCCGCUUGGAAAAAUCAUGCAGCGUUUCUGUUUUCUGUCAUAUGCAUUCCUUUUUUCAGUUGAAUGAAAAUAUCUAUGGUUUUUCACA
Theobroma umbraticum is the source of this 1208-nucleotide messenger RNA. RefSeq names its product deSI-like protein At4g17486. Gene Ontology annotation, biological process: protein deubiquitination. Gene Ontology annotation, molecular function: deubiquitinase activity. The record is from RefSeq and is a predicted model, not a curated record. NCBI's taxonomy places the organism in Eukaryota, Viridiplantae, Streptophyta, Magnoliopsida, Malvales, Malvaceae.